AUGGUUAGGAUUCUAAAAAAUAAAGUGCUUUCCAAAUGCUAUUGUAACACUAUUUCUGGGAGUUGGGAACGCCAGAUAGGCUGGUUGCCUACGAAGCUUUUUCUAUCUGGCUCACCCUCCCUGAACAUUACGCCUAAUCAGUUCAAUAGCACACCAAACUGCUCUCAACAUGCCCAAACGAACGUUUUCCCUAAUGCGGAUCGAGCACAGAUUAAUUCACCAAGCGGCACCAGUAACAAUGAUUUCUUCUCACGAUUAAUCUUGUCACAGCAACAACAGCAAGCUGUGGAUACAAAAGCCUCAUUAGUCACUUCUCCCCGUACUCCCAGAGUAACCUCUCCAAGAGGUUUCAGUAUCAAUAGAUCAGGAAGAUCUUCAUCUGCCUCCUAUAAUUACAGACGAGCAUCCAUGAGCAGUGAAAGCUUGAUGUCUUCAUUCAGAUCUCCUUCCAACCAUAACAAUAAUUUUGAUCCUAUGGUUAUUGGAACUCUGAUUGCAUCAUUGAGCAACAAUAACAAUACCAACAACAAUAUGAAUGCCAUGAAUGGAAACAACAUGAUGAAUGCAACCGCUGCGAACAACAUGAUGUUCCAAAACUCAAUGUCUGGUUUCUUAAGCAAUACCAAUUCUAACCAAAAUAACACUUGUAUCAGUAAUAAUCAAGGCAACAACAUGUCCUAUCCUCCACAGGUAGUAUCACCUCAACAAAUACCAUCUCAACUUUCUUUCCUUUUUCAGCAACAAGCUCAACCUCAAUCCAUGAAUGUAAAUACGUCAUCCCUCUCCUGUACACAACCAAUGACCAUUGUACAACAUAAGCAAAAUCGUCCUCAACAACUCUUCCUGUCAAGAAGCUACUCUCCUGGAACAGAUGUGUGCACAGACAAUUCCAUUACUCCAAGAUCCAUGCAUUCAACAGAUAGUGAGCUUAAUUCCUUCUCGCAUCUAAUGCUUGUAGAUAGUGAAUCAUCUACUCCAAGACAAGGCUAUUCCCAAGCACAGAAUAUGGAGUCGACAAGUAUGAAUGAAGAGAUCAAUGCCUGUCUCGACGACAUUAGAGCCUUCAUGGAUGAAAAUUCAUUCCUUCCUGACGAAUUCAGAACUUUUGAGUUCCCUGCACAGACACAUCAAGCGAAUUCGGCUCAACCACAAAAUGAACACCUACCUCAAACAGAAUAUUGUUUCUUCAAUACCUCGACCAUGAAUGAGAACAAAUCCAACGAAGAUGUUGCCCUGCAACAGAGUGCACACGAUGUAGCAUCAAUCCCUCCUGUUUUCAACAACAACAAUAAUCCCUCUCAACAACUCUCUCAACCAGCAGCACAAACAAAUCCAACAGAGCAAGAUGAAAUUGAUGAAAUUGAACAAUUUCUUUCAUUGUUUGCUUGA
Messenger RNA from Naegleria lovaniensis, 1389 nucleotides. RefSeq lists its product as uncharacterized. The coding region runs from base 1 to 1389 and encodes 462 amino acids. The record is from RefSeq and is a predicted model, not a curated record. The transcript has a single exon. NCBI's taxonomy places the organism in Eukaryota, Heterolobosea, Eutetramitea, Acrasida, Naegleriidae.